This is a messenger RNA of Suillus subalutaceus, 675 nucleotides long. RefSeq lists its product as uncharacterized. NCBI's taxonomy places the organism in Eukaryota, Fungi, Basidiomycota, Agaricomycetes, Boletales, Suillaceae. The coding region runs from base 1 to 675 and encodes 224 amino acids. The transcript has 7 exons. The record is from RefSeq and is a predicted model, not a curated record.
AUGUGUGGGGAUGAGAUAGGCGCACGAAAGUGGAGUGGAGGCGAACAGGCCAAACAGCAACAAAACUCGGAAACAAACUUUGGAGUACUGAAACCGUCAGUUUUCAAAAAGACGACAGGAAGAGAAGAUUUGAAAAUGAAUAAGUGGGGCACUAGCCUAUAUACGGUGUGCUCGCCUGAUUUCAAAUUAUCAGCAGCAUGCCAAGAAGUCACUCGUUUCGAUCUCGUACCGCUCCAUACCAUGGGACUUUGGUGCAAGAAGGGGUCACAAGUCAAUCAGUUCCCGUUGCUUUUCGGGUCUCCUUACAAGACUCAGCCUCAGGCAAAACCGGACAAGGGUUGUCACGUGUCACGGAAAUAUCACAGCGGUAGUGUGACAAGGGCGUUCUAUGGUAUUUGGCGGCGAGCUAACAAAACUACGUUCUCAACACGCGCCCGCCAGGAAUUUUUAACUUUAGCAACUUCUGCAGAACUGCAACAGAAUCGCCUACAAAGUGAGAAGGGCAACCACCACAUAGGGGUAUCAUCCAGCUUGGUCGUUGUAGUGCAUCGUCGAGGGGAAGAUCCUUCAGCUCGAGUAGGUGUCGCCUCGCCAGUUGCAAGAGCUUGCCCCGAAAGCAUUGAGUAUGGGACUAGGCAGUUUGUGACCAGGAUUGUAAUAUUGAGUACUGAGUAA